This is a messenger RNA of Gongylonema pulchrum, 612 nucleotides long. Lineage: Eukaryota; Metazoa; Nematoda; Chromadorea; Rhabditida; Gongylonematidae. The record is from the annotation of a GenBank genome assembly.
GUCUACACGGAUGCUUCGUGCGUAGAGAGGUACGGCUCGGGAAUCGGAAUAUUUGUCGAGGACGGUCAUCCACUGAACAAAUCUAAAACCUAUAUUGGACGUGAGCAUACCAGCGCUUUUGCAGAAAUCCUCGCUGUUAAGGUAGCGCUGAGAUCUGUACUCCGCUGGGAAUACUUCAGAGGCGAGAAAGUUAUACUGCGUACAGAUUUUUUAUCACUAGUAGAUGCAAUGCGAUCCAAUCGCCACAGUGGACGAUUCUACGAAGAUUAUGAGGAACUGAAAGCAUUAGCUCAUAUUUUCCCGCACGGUGUACAGUUCGAACAUGUUUUCGGCCAUGAAGGCGAAUAUGGCAAUGAACAGAGGCUCGAAUACAGUUCGGUGAAAAGUAAAUACAGUUCUUACAACUGUAAAGUUCAAGCUUUAGGCGAGAAAGUUAUACUGCGUACAGAUUUUUUAUCACUAGUAGAUGCUAUGCGAUCCAAUCGCCACAGUGGACGAUUCUACGAAGAUUAUGAGGAACUGAAAGCAUUAGCUCAUAUUUUCCCGCACGGUGUACAGUUCGAACAUGUUUUCGGCCAUGAAGGCGAAUAUGGCAAUGAACAGGUAACAUAA